AUGAUAAGGUCAGGUCACACUUUAUAUAGCUAUGAUCAUAAUAGCGUAGCAAAUUACUUAGCAAUUCACCUGUUUCACUACACCACAAGAAGAACAUCAGUUGAAGAUUUGCAGAAUUUGCAUCCCCAUCAUCUCAUUCUCACCAAUAUCUUCGAGGAUAAUGACUGA
Molecule: messenger RNA, 168 nt
Organism: Dovyalis caffra
Lineage: Eukaryota; Viridiplantae; Streptophyta; Magnoliopsida; Malpighiales; Salicaceae
Source: the annotation of a GenBank genome assembly